CGCUAGUCGUCCUCAACUUGGUGCGGGCACGACGCACAGGACUUUGAUGGCACUCUGUCAAUGGACAACUGCUGACUGAUCUCUCUCUUCUCCCCCCUCUUUCUCUUCAUCUUGCUUCCUGAAAGUCGAGUACUUUCUUGCCGGCUUUUCUUGUCCUCCUUGCCAGGCGCAAGGGCACCUUUCUUUCAUCUGGCCGGCCGUCUUAUAUUUCUGAAGAGUGAAGAAGAUGGCGUCGAACGCGAACGCGGAGGCUUCUACCAGCAGCAGCAGCGCGGGGUCGGGAACGGAGGAGGGACCGAGGGCGCAGGCGGGUCCUUUGCCCCGCAAACCGGGGGAGAUUGGGUAUCGCGCGGAGGAGAGUGCGGGGGAGGGGGCGCAGGCGAAUAGGAAUAGUACCCCGCUGCCUGCCCGCCAUCCAGCCGACCGCGAUCAUGCCCAAGAAUCUACGACUACGAGUACAUCCAGGGGUACGCCCGCACCGCCCUUACCCUCCGCGCCAAAUGGCGCGCCCCUCUCGGAUAACUCGUCGACGCACAAGAGCAGGCGACGCCACUUUUUCAAGCCGCGCAGGUUUGGCGGGCUGCACGCGUCGACGCUCGUGCUCUGCGUCCUGCAAGUACUCUUCCUAGUGGGGACGAUUGUGGGCUGGGUCUUUGCGGCCAUGAUCGUGAAUAAACGGGCGAGGAGCGACAGCGACAGCAGCAAUGCGGGCUCGGAGACGAGCGGGUCGAGCGGCGUAUUCAACGCGGGUAUCUUCAUCCACGUCGCGUUCGCAGUCGUUACACUAUCCGAGGUGCUCUUCCUCGAGCGGUGCGUCUUCCGCCUGCGCGCGGAGCGCUACAUGCACGUGCACCCGGGCGCGGUGCUCCCGCGCUCGAUGCACCUCGUGCGCACGAGCAGCGCGAGCAACUCUCGGCUCGCGCUCGCGCCGUGGAACCGCCCGCCGCUGCCGACGUACGCGGCGGCGCUCGCGGAGAGCGGGGUGGGCACGGGCGACGUGGAGGACAGCGCGAUCGCGGUGGCGCCGCCGCCCGCGUACGGGCACAACCGCGGGAGCAUGCUGCUGCUGUCGGGGUACGUGAGCGAGGAUCUGCGCGCGCAGGUGCGCGCGGGGCGGCGGGAGAGCUGGAUGACGGAGGAGAGGGACCGGCCCGUGAGCUACGUGAGCCGCGACGAGGAGUGGGAGGUGGUGAUGGAUGCGGAGAGGGCGAGGAGGUUGGAGGAGCGGCUGAGCCGGAUGGACUUUGGGCAGAGCGUCGCGCGGCCUGCGAGUGUGCAUUCAAGAACGUGAUAACCGCCCAUUCUACGAGCCCCGGCUUGUGCUUCGUGUUUCCGGAUGAGUCGGGGCGUUCGUCGUGUUUUCUUGGCGGACCGGUUCGCUGCGUAGGGACUUCUGACGGUCAUUGCAUGGCCGCUAGGGGACUUUGGUACAUUAUUCUUUGCUGCUGUUGCUCGAUGUCUGGAUCUAUCCUGCUGUAGCCACAAAUUGUAUGAUUGCAUCACCUUCCGUGAUCUUAUCGCGUCAGUGAUGUGGACCGAGACACCACAUCCGC
Messenger RNA from Gloeophyllum trabeum ATCC 11539, 1553 nucleotides. RefSeq lists its product as uncharacterized. The record is from RefSeq and is a predicted model, not a curated record. The coding region runs from base 227 to 1291 and encodes 354 amino acids. Lineage: Eukaryota; Fungi; Basidiomycota; Agaricomycetes; Gloeophyllales; Gloeophyllaceae. The transcript has 2 exons.